Molecule: messenger RNA, 1359 nt
Organism: Plasmodium cynomolgi strain B
Lineage: Eukaryota; Apicomplexa; Aconoidasida; Haemosporida; Plasmodiidae
Exons: 2
Coding region: 1-1359 (452 amino acids)
Source: RefSeq, a predicted model, not a curated record
AUGCGACCCCCCUUGGGUGUCCUCUUUUGCUUCCUUUUUUUGGCCCUCCACUCAAGGGGGAACGCGGCCGAAGUGGUGAAUGACGUGGAAAAUGGCCAAAGUGGGAAAGGUGGUGAGAGUGGCAAUGGUGAUAAUGGUGCCGAUAGUUCUAAUGGCGGCGAUAGUGCCGAUAGUUCCAAUGGCAGCGAUGGUAACGAUGGCAACGGAAAUGACGACUGCGCCACUGUUUCUAAACCCAAUUUAAGAGGCGACGUCUCCGCCAAAGAAGACGGUGCUAAUAACAAUGACGCCCACGAUGGCCACUGUGAUAGUGAAAUUAGCCCCGUUGAUGCUUUAGAAGACUCGCACGGCCGUGACUCCUCAGAGGAGGCCCCCCAAGCAGAACUUACAAAGGGUGACCUAAGCGAGGAAGCAGCCGAAACAGACAAAACAGUCGAAAAAGCCGAAACAGCCGAAACAGCCGAAGCAGACAAAACAGCCGAAACAGCCGAAAAAGCCGAAACAGACAAAACAACUGAAACAGCCGAAACAGACAAAACAGCCGAAAAAACCGAAACAGACAAAACAGCCGAAAAAGCCGAAAAAGAUGAAAAAGCCGAAAAAGCCGAAAAAGACGAAAAAGACGAAAAAGCCGAAACGGUCGAACCAAGCACCCCCGAACCCACAUUUAUAGAACUUCCCGAUGAGUACGAUUAUAAAUUAGAAGCGCCAGUGGAAGAUGGUGCAAGCUACCAAAUGAAAGAGUGUGAAAGUAGCCUAGACGUGGAAAGUACUACACUCAGUGGGGAUGAACUAUCAUCCGAUGAGGAAGAGGAGGAAGAAACACAAGCAGAGAAGCUCGUAGAAUAUGACGAAGAUAGAGGAGCGGGUUACGAACGAGCAGACUACCCAGGCGAAAACUACAGAGAAGCAAACUACGAAAGAGAAAACUACGAGCGAGCAGACUACAGAGGCGAAAACUACGAACGAGCAGACUACAGAGGCGAAAACUACGAACGAGCAGACUACAGAGGCGAAAACUACGAACGAGCAGAUUACAGAGGCGAAAACAACGUCGAAUCAGACUACAGAGGUGAAAACUACGAACGAGCAGACUACAGAGGCGAAAACUACGAACGAGCAGACCACAGAGGCGAAAACAACGUCGAAUCAGACUACAAAGGCGAAAACUACGAAGGAGCAGACUACGCAGUUGCAGAACCGGUAAAUGCAGGAGACUUCGUGGACAUCUCAAAAUAUAUAAAAUCAACCAAGGAUUCUCUCGAGAACCUGGUCCACAUGAUUGAUAACGAUAAACAAGCCUCCGGGGGAUAUGGUAAUAUGAUGAAGGAUAUGCUUUACACACUCCUUCAAAUGUAA